ACCAUCUAUAGAGGAGCCUUACGUCCAAUCACUCAACCACACAACCUAAAGAUAAGCGAGCUACAAGCGUAAAAUAGCUAAGUGCUCAAAAAACACCGUGAAUUAUCAUCAUCCAUACAGUUGUUUAGUUUUUGUUGAAGAAAUGGAUCUCUCGGGGUCUUUUUUGAAUUUAGGUACGCCACUUUCUGUGCCAUCACAACCAGAUCCCGUAGAAGAACAACACAUUCAAGAACUCACUCGCCAACUGCAAAAUUCUCCUCUUCCUCCUCCUCAGCAUGAAAACUUACAUCAAAGUCAUCCACAAACCCCGCAACACAUUCAACAACAAAGGACUGGAGUUAGUGUUAUACAGCCUUAUACUUCAACAAGUGGGUUGACUCCUCAGCCAUUGUUGCAACCAACUGGAUCUCCUGUUGCAACUUCUUUGCUGCCUGGUCCUAGUGGUUCAAUUUCCCUCACACCCAGUGGUGCAGGGAGUGGCUUAUUUCCAAAUACUCCUGGUGGUCCUAUGACACCCAUGACCCCGAUAACACCCUCUUCAGCUGAUCCCGGUAUUGUGCCUCAACUUCAGAAUAUUGUGUCGACCGUGAAUCUUGGUUGCAAAUUGGAUUUGAAAAAGAUUGCCCUUCAUGCUAGAAAUGCGGAAUACAAUCCAAAACGUUUUGCUGCUGUUAUCAUGAGAAUAAGGGAGCCCAGGACAACAGCUCUCAUUUUCAGCUCUGGUAAAAUGGUGUGCACAGGGGCCAAAAGUGAAGAGCAGUCUAGAUUAGCUGCAAGAAAAUAUGCAAGGAUAGUGCAGAAACUUGGAUUUGAGGCAAAAUUUUUAGACUUCAAGAUCCAAAACAUGGUGGGUAGUUGUGAUGUAAAGUUUCCAAUAAGGCUGGAAGGAUUAGUUCUUACUCACAGUCAAUUUUCAAGUUAUGAACCUGAACUUUUUCCUGGUCUCAUCUAUAGAAUGGUAAAGCCAAGAAUUGUUCUUCUAAUUUUUGUUUCUGGGAAGGUUGUGCUAACAGUACGUCUCAAGAGAUCUUGCACCUUCUUCAACUCAAGAAUGUAUUCUAGCACAAUAGUCCGAUGGUGUGCACUCUUUAUUUUUUCAAGGUGCAAAAGUUCGUGCUGAAAUUUAUGAGGCCUUUGAAAACAUCUAUCCUAUAUUAAAAGGGUUCAAAAAACAAUGACUUUCACAUCUAAAGUGAUCCCUUAUAUUGUACAUAAUAAAUCCUAUUUGUAAAUAGUUUCAUUUUUUAUGCAUAAAAUCUCUUGUAUCAUUUGUAAUUUCAUGUUUCUUGUAUAAUGUUUAAAUUUAUUCUCAUUUCACUUUUUUCCCCUUCUUAGAUUAUCUUUGCCUUUUAUUUUCUUCUUUCAUAUUAUGAAAACAAGUGAUAAUUAACAUUGAUGGAAUCAAAUUUUAGUUUCAAACUGAUAGCAAUGUUAUAUGAUAUUCUCUAGGAAGCAUUCUUUACUAGAUUAGAAACUGUAAUCUAACUUUAAAAUUAUUAAUAUAUAACAGGGAUGCACAACCUUUUUCCAGCAGUGAGCCAUGAAAACUACAACAUUGGAGGUCACAAUUAAUAUUAUGCUGUAAUUAUAAAAAUGAAAGAAAUAUUUCUAUUUUGUUUAAAAGUAAUAUGCAUGAGUUACUGUUACAAAUGUACAACUCAUCUUUUGUUUCUGUGGAGAUAAUAUAAUGAUUAAUGAUGUUUAUGAAUUUCAAUUUUGCCUAUAAAUUUACAGUAAUUUUAAGCAAAUUGUAAUAAAUUUAUAGGCUCAUAACAAGAAAAGUAACUGAUAUUUACAUUUAUCCUAAAAGUUAACUUUUUUUCUAUUCAAAUAUCAAUAUUUGUUACUAAUACAGUAUCAUAUUCAUGUCGACUAUUGCUAGAAUUUUGAAAUUAGUUACAAUAUAGUCUUAGCUUUAAGUUUAUUUGUGCAAAUCCUUAAGUAAUUAAAUUUCACUGAAAAUUCUGAACCCUUUGUAUAAAUAGAACUUUCAUUACAAAAUGGUCACAUUCAGAAAGGCUCUAACUUUCUAUUACAGAACAUGGCUGAGAAAAAUUUCUGUUAAUAUUUUAUUAACAUUUUCGACAGUUAAAGAACCAAGUUAAAAGGCUUUAAGGGCCACUUUUGGUCAAUAGGUCAUUGAUUGUGCAUCUGUUUUAUUAAAUAACUGAAAGGUGUUAAGAGGCAAAACUAAACAGGAAGAAAAAAAGAGAAAAUGUGAAAACAUUAGAAUAGCCGCUAAUAUAAAGGCAUUUAUAAUUGUUUGUGUGUGUGUAUAUAUAUAUAUAUACAGCAAAAUAAAUAUUUAAAAAAACGCGAAGAAAAUUAAGAAAUAAUGCGGAUUUAUUGCCUUUUUUUGCGGAUAUAAUCGUGUGGGCUGAUGAAAAGAUUAUAUCUUUUAUUUUCCGGAUUUUUAAAAAUUUUUUUAUCCUUUCCCCCCCCCCAGUUUAUUUUUUUAUUAUUAUUUUUCUUCCCCCACUUUUUUUUCAUAUGUCUGUAAUUUUCCUUUGUUUUAUCUUCAUAUAUAUAUAAAAACAUUGUGUUGUGAUGAUAACAUAAAUGGUAAAAGCAGUGUACUAACUGUCAUGAAGAAUCAAGGCUCUAUCUUUGGUGAUUAGUUAGUUAACCCAAUUGGUUAGUUCACUCAAAGUUCACCCAGCUUCAGACAAAUGGGUACUAUGCUUGCCGAAAAGUAAAAUUGGGUUGCAAUGCUGUAAAAUCUAGUGGAACAGUUGGGAAAUUGUUAAAAAAAAAAAAAAUCUGGGAAUUAUACAUUUUUGAGCCAAAUUCUAAAAAAGUCAAAGAGUUUGAAUUAACCAACGCUAAGCAUGCAACGUUUGCACCAACGCAGUUACUGAGCUAGAGCUUUUUUCCUUUUUUUGCAUGAAUUAAAAUAUAAUACAAUGUAUAAAUGAUAAUUAUUAAUUUUUUGUGAUUCACUCUGUUUUAUCCACAGUGCUGCUAGUACAUAUUGUGACACUAGGUUGAAAUUUUUUUAGCGAUAUCUGGAAAAGUCAGAGAAACACAUUUGAGUUGUCACUCCCGUAAAAGCAGCAGAUGUUGCCACCAAUAGGCCAUUGUGCAACCUUAACCCUCAUGAACCCCUUAGACUUGACAAAGUACUUAACUUUCUGAAAAUUUAAGUGUAUGGUGAAAGAGCUCUCUGGCUCUUCUGAGGUCCUUUCAGUUUAUUGAACAGUUUAUUGUCCUUUCAGAUUAUAUUUACCUCCCUUGAAUUUUGAUGAUUCGUUCUAAGUUAUGUGUUCUUGCCUUGUUCAUGGCUAGCUAAGGUUGAUCAAGUUUUUAAAUGGGGGAAGUACUCACCUCACUUUCAAUGCUGGAACUUUUAUAAAAACUUCAAAACUAAAUAAUGCAAGCUAUGUAUUUGAUUCUUUUAUAACACUGUUGCCCCCUAAUCAAAGAUCUGUUUCAAUGCAAAAUUGAGCUUUUUUUCCCUUCUCACUUUUAAAAAUCGUAUGUUAUGUAUUUUAAUUAUGUUUUGAAUGUUAUUGUUUUUAUAAGCAUAAUAAUUAUUGGGAAUCUGUGGCAUCAAAGUUGACAGCCUCAUUCUUACAAUAAAUAAAACAAUUUAUAAUUGUUUUUGAUUUAAAAAUGUAAUAUAUGUUUAUUGAAAUCACCAAAACCAGUUAAAGUAAAUUGUAACUAUUGUUGCAAUCACCAGUUUUGAAAUUGUCUAAUCAGAGUAAAAUAAUAAUAUUUUAAAAUGGUACCAUUUUUUUAAAUUUUAAUUCUGUAAAAUUUUAAUAGCUCUUAAAACUUUAUCAUAUCAUACAGGUGCAUAUUAAAAAGAUGUUUAGAGCAUUCUAUUGAUGAAAUUAUCAAUUCAACUCAUUGCACCAAUUAAUCAUUAUUGUUCAGUUCUUUCUUUUACUUGCUUUAAUUUAUAUUUGUAUUAAUUAUUGCAUGAAAAUAGUUGCAAAUUUUUUUUAAAUAUUUCUAUUGUAAAAUUCUUCGAAGGAAAAACCUGAUUUGGAAGAAUAUGCUAAGGAUUAUCAUCAUUAUUUAAUUUAUACGGUAACAUAUUUGAAUAAUAAAGUUUUUGUGUUCGUUUGUA
Molecule: messenger RNA, 4075 nt
Organism: Parasteatoda tepidariorum (common house spider)
Lineage: Eukaryota; Metazoa; Arthropoda; Arachnida; Araneae; Theridiidae
Biological process (GO): DNA-templated transcription initiation
Molecular function (GO): DNA binding
Source: RefSeq, a predicted model, not a curated record